UUAUUACACUAACAUUCAAGAAUGACAUCCCAUUGCCAGCCUCACACAUCUUCACCAGCCAGGCCCUUUUCUCCACGAAAAAGGAUCCCGAAAGUCCCAAAGGGGGAGAAGAUUCAUUGCUACCUGCUGUGUUUGAGAUGGAACAAGAUUUUUUUGAAACAGAGAAGAAAAGGAAGCGAGAUGUACCCAUAGACUCUAUUUUGCAGUGGAGCCAAUGGCAACUCCUAGAUUCUAUUCUUCCUACAGGUGGGUUUGCUCAUUCCUUUGGUCUCGAGGCAGCAAUUCAGUCACGUUUAGUCUCCAGCCCUGAUGAUCUCAAAACGUUCAUCAUUCAUUUGUUGGAGAACACCGGUAGUUUGUUCCUCCCAUUCGUUUACUCCACAACUACAAACCCUAGUUUAGAGAACUGGCAGGAGCUUGACAGGAUCCUCGAUGCGACUUUAACCAAUGAAGUGGGUCGAAAAGCAUCGGUUUCGCAAGGAUCUUCUCUCAUGCGAGUGGCCGUCUCUGUUUUUACUGAAGUCCCUUCACUUAAAUCCAUGAGGGAUGUUUCCAUUGCUUCUCCCGGGGUUGUUUCUUUCCACCAUGCUCCGAUCUUUGGGCUCAUCUGUGGACUUCUAGGGAUGGAUAGUGGAACCAGUCAAAGAGCUUACAUGUUUAUGAAUAUGAGAGAUGUCAUUUCAGCUGCGACGAGGUUGAAUUUGGUUGGACCUAUGCUGCAGCAUCGGAUUGCUCCUCUUGCUGAAGAUCUGUUCAAGAAAUGGAUGGACCGUCCGGUAGAGGAUGCUUGCCAAACCGCUCCUCUGCUUGAUACUAUCCAGGGAUGCCAUAGCUACUUGUUUUCCAGGUUGUUCUGUUCUUAACAUUGUACCUUUGGGUGUAAAAUUCUGAGUUUCUGUGAAAUAAAAGUGAC
Molecule: messenger RNA, 913 nt
Organism: Hibiscus syriacus
Lineage: Eukaryota; Viridiplantae; Streptophyta; Magnoliopsida; Malvales; Malvaceae
Product: urease accessory protein F-like
Exons: 1
Coding region: 138-863 (241 amino acids)
Molecular function (GO): nickel cation binding
Source: RefSeq, a predicted model, not a curated record